AUGGGAAAAGUUGAAAAGGGUCCUGCAGUAACUAUGAGAGAAGGCAAAAAAGUGACAAUUCCCACCUCAUUGCACUCUCUUGCAUUAGGCGUCCCUCUACUUACUGUCUCGAAUUUUUCGGAAUGGUAUGAGGAUGUUCAGUUUACACUUGGUGUGUUGGACCUCGAUAUGACAUUACUUGAAGAUAAACCUGUAGACAUUACUGAAGAUAGCACUGCAAAACAAGUUGUCCUUUUUGAAUCAUGGAAGAGAGCCAAUAGACUUAGUUUGAUGUUCAUGAAGAUGACCAUUGAAAAUAACAUCAAGACCUCUUUACCUCAAACUAUUAAUGCAUUGGAAUACUUAAAGGCUGUAGAAGAUCGAUUUAGAUUUGCUGACAAGUCAUUUUCUAGCACUAUUAUGGCUAAAUUGACAAUAAUAAAAUAUGAUGGCAAUCGAGGAGUUCAGGAUCAUAUCCUCAAUAUGGCUAACAAAGCUGUAAAGUUUAAAACUUUAGGGAUGGAAGUUGAUGAAACUUUCCUUGUGCAGUUUAUUCUCAACUCACUUCCAUCACAGUUCGAUGCAUUCAAAAUUCACUACAAAUAA
Messenger RNA from Camellia sinensis, 585 nucleotides. RefSeq lists its product as uncharacterized. The record is from RefSeq and is a predicted model, not a curated record. NCBI's taxonomy places the organism in Eukaryota, Viridiplantae, Streptophyta, Magnoliopsida, Ericales, Theaceae.